AUGAAAACACGGCAGCAGAAUAGCGUCUCCGGUGAUAGUCUUCCCAUCAUCACCCCGCGCAAUACGCAAUCGAAGACCUCAGAGAAGUCCUCCUCAUCGGCGAUCCCAGUUGAUAUCCUGAUCGAGAUAUUCUCGACGCUUUCGGUGAAGUCUAUAGCGACAUGUCGUUGCGUAUCGAAGCUUUGGUACUCCACACUCCACCGUUCAGAUUUCACCGAGCUGAUCUUGAGAAGGUCUUGUUCCACAAGCCCUAAGCUAUUGUUCGCAUGCAGAAAAAAAAGAGACGUCUUCUUCUUCACGUCACCUCAGCCUCAAAAUCCAGAUGAGAAGUCGUCUCCUGUAGUCGCCAGUUGCCAUAUGACGUUCACCUUUAAUGACAUCAAUGACAUCAGUUAUGGUGUCCAUGGCCUUGUCUGUCUUUUGAGUAACCGAAUCUCAAAGGGAAAAGAGGAGAUAGCGCCGUUGAUAUGGAACCCUAGCACCGGGGAAUCGGGAAUCUUACCCAAGGUGGAGACGAGGAGAGGAGCUACGGUGAAUUUCUUGCUUGGUUAUGAUCCGAUUGAUAAACAAUUCAAGGUACUGUGCAUGACAAAGCGAAGGCCAUUAUAUCGAAGUCACCGGGACCAACAUCAAGUUCUGACAUUAGGAACAGGAGGAAAAAUAAAUUGGUCAUGGAGAAGGAUCGAGUGUUCCAUACCCAGUUACGCUCUAAUUAAACCGAUCUGCAUCAAUGGUGUUGUGUAUUAUAUAUCUAUUAAACGGUCUAAAGGGACUUGUGUCGUAGUUUGCUUUGAUGUUAGAUCAGAGAGUUUCAGCUUUAUGAAAGCCACGGGGGCUCUCAAUGGAGCAUUGCUUAAUGGAGGAACUCUGGUAAACUAUAAUGGUAAAUUUGGUGUGGCUCAGUCUCUAUUUUCUGAAAAAAGUAAAAGUUUGAAGUUGUGGGUUUUAGAACAUGUGGAGAAAGAGGAAUGGUCUGAGCGUAUAUACGUAUUGCCUGCUUUGUGGAAGGACGUAGUUGGAAAAUCUGAGUUACGCUGUGUUGGAGUGACUCGGACAAAUGAGAUUGUGUUCUCGUCGUACGAUCGAGAAUACUCUUUUUACCUUUACUAUCUUAAUCUGGAGAGGAACACUGUCGUAAGAGUUGAAAUCCAAGGAAUGAAUAUGUCUAAGUCUAAGUGUUGGGUAUACUUCACUUGUCUAGACCAUGUAGAGGAUGUGAAGCUCUAUCGUAAGUGUUUUUAG
Messenger RNA from Microthlaspi erraticum, 1242 nucleotides. Lineage: Eukaryota; Viridiplantae; Streptophyta; Magnoliopsida; Brassicales; Brassicaceae. The record is from the annotation of a GenBank genome assembly.